GCUGCGCACGGAAAUUACUGAUGUAGGUUUGUGGACUGGAGCGAGACGCGACGAGACGGCGCGGCUGUCCAGGAGCUAUACGGCCUCCACGUCAUCCCGUCCCACAAGUUUAUAGACCCGUGCUCAGCGCGCUAGCGCACCACUCGUCUCUCUGGCUUCGUACACUGUAGCAACAUCAGUAGCGUCGCCUUGCGGACAAGUCACAUGUUCAAGUCGAAGAGAAACGCGCUUAUCAAGGCCCUCUGGCGAUCUCGUGUCGUCGAGAAGGAGUCGGCAAUCGAAGAGACGCUCUACCAGGCGUGCAAGUGUCUCUUCAAGCGACUCAAAAAGAACAAGGACCUCGAGGACCUCCGCGAGCUCGUCGUCGCCGCUCGCGACGGUGGGGAGGAAUCGAGCGGGCCGUGUUUCUUCGCUGAUUGCGAUGAGAUCGAGACGCAAGCCGGACGUCUGUCGCCCGAGGUCUUGACGUGUCGUGUGUGGCGCUGGGUCGACGUCGACGAGCGCUCGCGCCUCAAAUCUCGCCCUUGCUGCGAGAGAAAGAGCCGAAAAAGCGACGACGGCCUCGUCUGUAUCAAUCCCUAUCACUACAGUCGAAUCGAUCGCGAAGACGAUGCAGUCGCCAGCCUGUCCGACGCCGGUCUGAGGAUUUCGACGUGCCAGUUGUCGGUCGGAGAGAAGUCGGACGAUUGUACUUGCUCGACAACGUUCACUGUGUCGAGUGUAACCGCAGAGUCGGAGACGUCGCCAAUGCGCACGCUAUCCGAAUAUGUACAGUCUCUUGGGAGAGGUACACGAAACUGGUGCAACAUCGCUUACUGGGAACUCAUGCAGAGAGUCGGUCGGAUGUAUAAUGCAACGAGCGAGUGUGUGGAUAUCUACGCAGAGUCAGCGCUUGCAAACGGCCUGUGUAUAGGACCACUUACGAACGACAAGCGAUCGGAUGCCAUCAAGAGAGUGAGAGAUCACAUUGGACGUGGUAUUCAGAUUUCGUGUGAAGACGAUGGAGUUUGGAUCUACAAUCAGAGCGACUACCCGAUUUUUGCUCAGAGCCCGACUCUGGACUAUAUGUCAAAGGGCCGACUACCCGCGGUCAAGAAAGUCCAACCCGGCUACUCAACUCGAGUCUUUGAUUUUGAGAGAUGUCGAGAGAUGCUCGAAUGCGAGAAGACGCCACAGAGUGGAAACAUACCCGACGAUCCGUUCUCAUUCAGAGUUAGCUUCGCGAAAGGCUGGGGACCUAGCUACACGAGACAAUAUCCGAGCAGUUGCCCAUGCUGGAUUGAAGUAUUUCUCAAUGUCACACGGUAGCAGCACUUGCAUUGCCAGCACCACUAAGGAUCUCCCCACCACCCUACCCUCGGGAUUCUAAUAAUCUAUGAUUUUUAUGCUGGACUAAGGAUAGUUAUUUGGUUAUGUAAGUGUAAAUAGUAGACAAUUGAGUGGUUGUAAAGAUACGUAGUGAAUUGAGAUGGUGGACAAGCAAGUCGUGAUACUUUUGUGCAGUGACGAGUACUGUAGUAGUGUUGCUGCUUGGUGGUGGUUUUGUGUAUGGGUUUGCCCAUAUUGUGGCAGUUAAGAAUGGAGUCAAUAGAAUUAAAGCUGCAGACUGGCGUUUACAUUGACAAUCAGGGUGCAGUCUGAUGAUGGGUCAGUCACAUGUGAUGACUGAGCAAUAGUUGAAUAAUUGAAAGUACAUGCUUUUGUCACGUGGUCUCAAAGAUGCAAGAGAGAAACAGAUGAGUUUUGUUGCUGCUUCUAAUACUAAAAUCUUGACUAAAUGAUAUUCUAGUUUUUGUCAUUGUUUUGAUGUAUGUGGAUUGCAUCAUGUUCCGUAUUGUUAUUCGAUUGGCAAAUACUGUUUCUAUUUUAUACAAGACUUCAUUGUAAAUAUGAUAAAUAUCAGUGCAUUUUGGUUUUGUGUAUGAGAGUGUGAGGUUCGACUAAUUAAUUAAA
Molecule: messenger RNA, 1953 nt
Organism: Corticium candelabrum
Lineage: Eukaryota; Metazoa; Porifera; Homoscleromorpha; Homosclerophorida; Plakinidae
Product: mothers against decapentaplegic homolog 6-like
Exons: 4
Coding region: 205-1308 (367 amino acids)
Biological process (GO): transforming growth factor beta receptor signaling pathway; cell differentiation; anatomical structure morphogenesis
Cellular component (GO): heteromeric SMAD protein complex
Molecular function (GO): transcription regulator inhibitor activity; I-SMAD binding
Source: RefSeq, a predicted model, not a curated record